Molecule: messenger RNA, 1758 nt
Organism: Pseudozyma hubeiensis SY62
Lineage: Eukaryota; Fungi; Basidiomycota; Ustilaginomycetes; Ustilaginales; Ustilaginaceae
Exons: 2
Coding region: 1-1758 (585 amino acids)
Biological process (GO): protein folding; protein stabilization
Cellular component (GO): cytoplasm
Molecular function (GO): protein kinase binding; protein-folding chaperone binding; heat shock protein binding
Source: RefSeq, a predicted model, not a curated record
AUGGAGAUCACCGAAGAGAUUGAAGACGACGACUUUCAGUUCGAGGUGCAUCCUGGCGUUUCCAUCCUAGUCGACAGCAUCAGUUUGGCACUGGUACGAGGCAGUACCAUCGACUACGUCACCGAGCUCAUCGGAUCCCAAUUCGCCAUCAAGAACAAUCCGCAGGCAAAAGGCGCAGGAUGCGAGACCAACACUUUUCCUUCUUCCUACCACAACUUGCACCUCACCACGGGCAGCAUCCCUUUCUCCGUCGAGAUGCCGCUCAACUACUCCAAAUGGGACAACCUCGAGCUGUCCGAUGACUCUGAUAUCGAGGUCCACCCCAACAUUGACAAGAAAUCCUUCAUUCGAUGGAAGCAACGCGACAUUCACGACAAGCGAGAUCAACGCAAAGCCGAAAAGGAUGCUCUCCGCGCAGAGCUCGAUACCAACAACGAACUCGCUCCUCGCCUAGACCAGCUCGUCCAGAACACCGACAAGGAGGGAUCAGCCUACUAUUCCAGAGAGGUGUCAAAACUCAGUGCAGGGAGAGCCGAGAGAGGCAACAAGGAUGGUCCGAAUGGUCCCACCACCGACGACAUGAUCCUCAGCUUGUUGCUUCAGAUCCAGCAGCACGACAACAUCAAGGGAAAGAGCGGCGACGAUCUCGAUCGGGCCUUGCUUUCCGAGCUCCAAGGUCACAAGCAGAAGCUAGCUGCGAGGCAGACCCAGAUCAACUUCGAGUUGGAGCAGAUGGAAAAGGAGGAUUCCAAGAAGAUCACCAGUGAUGGGAUCAAGGAAGGUUGGAGCUCCGGAUACGUCGCCAAAGCCGAACCUGAGCCCCAGACCAAGCCGACCGCAGAAAAGGGCAAGAAGAAGGCCGUGUCCACCAUCGAGACGCUCAAUUCACCUUCGACCGCCUCAGCCUCGACGUCCGCCAAGCCAACCACCGCCGAUGACGACGACGACGCAGAAGACGACGACCAAGACGAGAUCCCUGAAGCAGACGAUGUCAUGCGUCAAUUCGCCGACCUCCCACCUUGCGUUCCCACUUCGAUCCCCCUCUCCGCUUCCACCCUCCCCUCCAACUUUGACUCCGCAAAAUCCCUCAACAUCUCCGCCUUCGAAACAGCGCUUCAAUUCCUCUCCAAGCACAAGAUCCUGCUCUCCCCGAACAACAACACCACCGACUCGCUGCUUCUCGAAGCUUUCAAUGCGCAGAUGGCAUCCAAAGCGUCCGUCGCACGUCGAUGCGUUGAAAAGUCGCUCAUGAUUCAGUACUGUCAGAAACUGGGUCCGGAUGGGGUCAACCUCUUCUUCCGUCGAAUGGUCGGGUCGAAGGAUGCUCGUGCAUCCGUGGUCUACCUCAACGAUGUGCUGGCCACCUACACGCGCAUUCGGGAUCGAUCCAAGGCGCUUUCCGAACAAUCCUCCGCUGCAGGUGAAGAACAGAUUCAACUCGUCGCAGAAGACGAAAACACCGUCAUCGGGUUCGAAAUCCCCGACGGCCCCCCUCCAGACGUCAUCGAGUUGGAAGGUGAGGCAAAGGAAAAGUUGAACCCCGAAGACGUCAAGCUUUGGUUGCAGAAGAGGUGGGAUAUCUUCCAAGGAUUCCCGGAGGAGCUGAGGGAGGCUUUGAAGAGUAAAGAGUUGGGGAAGGUGAAUAAAGUGUUGGGUGAGAUGAAGGUGGAUCAAGCGGAGGAGAUCGUAGGGCUGUUGGAUCAGGCGGGUAUUCUGAACUUCUCCAGCGCCGAGGUGAGGGAUGAGACUGGAAGAUGA